AACUAUAACGAGGAAAUGAAGGAUGAGAAGAUGUUCAGUCUGAGAGACUCUGUUCUUAAUAUGAUAUUUCAUUUUCUGAAGAUGAUGGAAUGUGAUGAUAUCGUGGAUACUCUUCAGACCAAUGAACUAAUUGGGUUUGAACAGCAUAAACUGAAACUGAUACUGAGAAAGAAGUAUCAGCACGUGUGGGAAGGAAUUUCAAAACAAGGAGAGUCCACUAUUUUAAAUCAGAUCUACACGGAUCUCUACAUCACUGAAGGUGGAGCUGGAACUAUAAACCAGGAGCACGAGAUGAGACAAAUCCAAAAGCAGAAAACCAGAGUAACAAAGGAAGCAACUGAAAUGCAGCAGGAGCGACAAAUUGACUGCAAAAACAUGUUUGAACCACUGCCUGGACAAGACAAGGACAUCAGAAUGGUGAUGACACAGGGUGUGGCUGGCAUUGGAAAAUCUAUCUGUGUGCAGAAGUUUGUCCUUGAUUGGGCUACAGAUAAAAAAUAUCAGGACAUCAAAUUAUUGUUUCCUCUGCCUUUCAGAGAACUAAACUUGAAGAAAGAAAAUCGCAGCCUGAGGGACCUCAUCUCUGAGUUUUUCCCUGAAACUAAAGGACUGAGGUUCACAGACAGGUAUAAAGUCAUGUUCAUCUUUGAUGGACUUGAUGAAUGUCGAUUCCCUUUGGCAUUCCAGAAAAAUAAGACACUGACAGACGCUUCGAUUCCAGCCACGUUGGACGUUAUUCUAACCAGCCUCAUCAAAGGAGACCUGCUUCCCUCAGCUCUGAUCUGGAUAACCACUCGACCUGCUGCAGCUGCUAGGAUCCCUGCUGAAUGUGUGGUGCGGGUAACGGAGGUCCGAGGCUUCAAUGAUCAACAGAAGGAGGAGUACUUCAGAAAAAGAAUCAGUGAUGAGAGCCUCGCCAACAAAAUAAUCAAACACAUUAAAGCAUCACGGAGUCUCUUCAUCAUGUGCCACAUUCCUGUCUUUUGCUGGAUUUCAGCCACAGUUUUUGAGAAGAUUUUGAAGGAAACAGAAGAUGGAGAGACACCAAAGACUUUGACUGAGAUGUACACCUGCUUUCUGAUCUUCCAGACCAUCCAGGGAAACCUGAAAUAUACAGGAAAAAACUCCUCAGAUAUUCCAUGGGAUAAAGAGGCCAUACUGGCACUGGGAAAGCUGGCAUUUUAUAACCUGGAAAAAAGCAACCUGAUUUUUUAUGCAGAAGAUCUAGAAGAAUGUGGAAUUGAUGUCAGUAAAAUCUCUGUCUACUCUGGCCUGUGCACUCAGGAAACAAGCAGGUUUCACGACACAGUUUUUAGCUUUGUGCAUCUGAGCAUUCAGGAGUUUAUUGCCUCUUUAUAUGCAUACAUGUGUCUCAGAAAUGAAAAUGUGAAUGUUUUUGACCAAGAGUCGACAUCAUCAGAGAACCCUGAGAACAAAGCUAUGGAACUUCUCAGGACAGCAGUGGACAAGGCUUUGGAGAGCGACAGUGGACAUCUUGAUCUUUUUCUUCGGUUCCUUCUGGGUCUCACAGUUGACUAUAAUCAGAAACUCAUCCGAGGUCUGUUGAAGUCCAGUGGAAGAAGUUCUGACUGCCAGAAAGAAAUUGCUCAGUACAUCAAGAUGAAGUUUGAUGAAAAUCCAUCUCCAGAGAGAUCCAUCAACCUGUUCUACUGUCUGAAUGAGUUAAACGAUGAUACUUUAGUAAAAGAAAUCCAAAGCUACUUAAGCUCAGGUCGUUUGUCUGAAACUGAACUCUCACCUGCACAGUGGUUUGCUCUGGUCUUUGUGUUGCUGACAUCAGAUGAAGAUCUGGAUGUUUUUGACCUACAGAAGUUCAUAAGGUCAGAUGAAUGCUUUAGGAGGCUGCUGCCAGUCGUCAAGGAGUCUAAAAGAGCUCUACUCAGUAGCUGUAACCUGACAGACAGAAGCUGCUCAGCUUUACUCACGGUUCUUAAUUCUGAAUCCAACCUGAUCGAGGUGGAUCUGAGCAACAACGACCUGCAGGAUUCAGGAAUAGAGCUGAUAUCUUCUGGACUGAAGAAUCAGAACUCUAAACUGGAGAUACUGAGCUUGAGGAACUGCAACAUUACAGCUAAAAGUUGUGCUGAUCUGAAAUCAGCUCUUGAUGUAAAUACAUCACACCUGAAAGAUCUGGAUCUGAGUAACAAUCAACUAGGAGAUUCAGGAAUAAAUGAAGAUUCAGGAGUUAAGAAGCUCUCAGAUCUACUGAAGGAUCCACACUGCAGACCCACCACACUCAGACUCAGUCAGUGUAAUCUGACAGAUGAAGGAUGUUUAGCUCUGUUCCAAGUUCUAUCAUCAGAUUCCUUCACUGUGAGCGAACUCGACCUGAGUAACAAUCAGAUUCAGGAUUCAGGAGUCAGACUCAUUUCUGAUCUACUUAACAAUCCAAACUGUAAACUACACACUGUGGGACUCAGUCAGUGUAAUAUGACAGAUAAAGGAUGUUCAGCUUUGUUCCAAGUUCUCUCAUCAGAUUCCUCCACUGUGAGAAAACUCGACCUGAGUAACAAUCAGAUUCAGGAUUCGGGAGUCAGACUCAUUUCUGAUCUACUUAAGAAUCCAAACUGUAAACUACUAAGUGUGAGAUUAUCAGAUUGUGGUGUAAGAGAGGAAGGUUAUGCUGCUAUGGCUGAAGCUCUCAAAUCAAACCCAUCAUCAGAGCUGAUGGAGCUGGAUCUCAGAGGGAACCAUCCUGGAGAUUCAGGAGUAAAACUGCUCUAUGAUCUACUACAGGAUCCAAACUGUAAACUGAAGACACUGAGGAUCUUAAAGUCUCCUGAAGCAGAAGAAGUCUACACCUCUCUUUGUUCCACUCUGGGUCAGAACCCCUUAAUACUGACCCAGAUGAAGCUGGAGAGGAACCCAGUUGGGGUAUCAGGAGAUUCCAGAGUGAAGCUUCUCUCUGCGUUUCUGCAGGACUCUCACUGCAAACUGCAGAAACUCCAGAUUAAUGACGAUGAUCUAACGAUGGAGAGCUGUUCAGCUUUAUCUGAAGUUCUGAGAUCAGGAUCCUCCAGUCUGAGAGAGCUGGACCUGAGCAACAACAACCUACAGAACUCUGGAGUACAGAAGCUCUGUGAAGGACUGAAGAAGAAAGAGUGUAAACUGGAGGUUCUGAGAUUAUCAGAUUGUGGUGUAAGAGAGGAAGGUUAUGCUGCUCUGGCUGAAGCUCUGAAAUCAAACCCAUCAUCAGAGCUGAUGGAGCUGGAUCUCAGAGGGAACCAUCCUGGAGAUUCAGGAGUAAAACUGCUCGAUAAUCUACUACAGGAUCCAAACUGUAAACUGAAGACAUUAAGGUUAUUAAAAUCCCCUAGAGCAGAAGAAGUCUACACCUCUCUUUAUUCCACGCUGGGUCAGAACCCCUUAAUACUGACCCAGAUGAAGCUGGAGAGGAACCCAGAGGGGGUAUCAGGAGAUUCCAGAGUGAAGCUUCUCUCAGAGUUUCUGCAGGACUCUCACUGCAAACUGCAGAAACUCCAGAUUAAUGACGAUGAUCUAACGAUGGAGAGCUGUUCAGCUUUAUCUGAAGUUCUGAGAUCAGGAUCCUCCAGUCUGAGAGAGCUGGACCUGAGCAACAACAACCUACAGAACUCUGGAGUAAAGAAGCUCUGUGAAGGACUGAAGAAGAAAGAGUGUAAACUGGAGGUUCUGAGAUUAUCAGAUUGUGGUGUAAGAGAGGAAGGUUAUGCUGCUCUGGCUGAAGCUCUGAAAUCAAACCCAUCAUCAGAGCUGAUGGAGCUGGAUCUCAGAGGGAACCAUCCUGGAGAUUCAGGAGUAAAACUGCUCGAUGAUCUAGUGCAGAACAAAAAAUCUAAACUGAGCACACUGAGGUUCUUAAAGUCUCCUGAAGCAGAAGAAGUCUACACCUCUCUUUGUUCCACUCUGGGUCAGAACCCCUUAAUACUGACCCAGAUGAAGCUGGAGAGGAACCCAGAGGGGGUAUCAGGAGAUUCCAGAGUGAAGCUUCUCUCUGCGUUUCUGCAGGACUCUCACUGCAAACUGCAGAAACUCCAGAUUAAUGACGAUGAUCUAACGACGGAGAGCUGUUCAGCUUUAUCUGAAGUUCUGAGAUCAGGAUCCUCCAGUCUGAGAGAGCUGGACCUGAGCAACAACAACCUACAGAACUCUGGAGUACAGAAGCUCUGUGAAGGACUGAAGAAGAAAGAGUGUAAACUGGAGGUUCUGAGAUUAUCAGAUUGUGGUGUAGGAGAGGAAGGUUAUGCUGCUCUGGCUGAAGCUCUGAAAUCAAACCGUUCAUACAUGAAGGAGCUGGAUCUCAGAGGGAACCAUCCUGGAGAAUCAGGAAUGCAGAAGAUCUGUGACGUAUGUAACGCUGGAUGGUUCAACUGGAGUGAAAUGAAACUGAGGCUGUUUAAAAUUCCUGAUGCAGAGGAAGCCUACACCACUCUCAAUCAGAUUCUAGGUAAAAACAUCUUACUGCAGAAGGAACUCGAUCUGAGCUCCAAAACACUGAAAGAGAUCAAAGUGAAUCAUCUAUCAGCUCUGCUGGGGGAUCCACACUGUACAAUCCAAAACCUUACACUGAGAGAUUGUGAGAUCUCAGAUGAAGGUUAUGUUGCUCUGGCUGGAGCUCUGAUGUUAAACCCCUCAUCACAUCUAACUGAUCUGGAUCUCAGUGGAAAUAAUCCAGGAACAGAAGGAAUGGGGAUGUUUAAUGAUUUAUUAAAGAAACCAAACUCUAAACUGAAAGUGAGAUUUCUGAGCAGAAGCCCUGAGAUGAAUAAAGCUUGUGAUUAUCUGAAUAAAAUGGAUAUAAAGAUGUUAGACCUGGUAGAGCUGGAUCUGAGUGGAAGAAAUAUUGGAGAUUCAGGAGUUAAACAUCUAUCGACUGUACUGAAGGAUCCACACUGCAUGAUUACAGAACUCACCUUGAGGAACUGCAGCAUUACAGAUAAAAGUUGUGCUGAUCUGAAAUCAGCUCUUGAUGUAAAUCCAUCACACCUGAAAGAUCUGGAUUUGAGUAACAAUCAACUAGGAGAUCCAGGAGUGAUUCAGAUCUCUCAUCUACUGAAGAAUCCACAGAUCAAACUCCACAAACUCAUAUUAUCAGAUUGUGGUGUAAGAGAGGAAGGUUAUGCUGCUCUGGCUGAAGCUCUGAAAUCAAACCCAUCAUCAGAGCUGAUGGAGCUGGAUCUCAGAGGGAACCAUCCUGGAGAUUCAGGAGUAAAAUUGCUCGAUGAUCUAGUACAGAAUAAAAAAUCUAAACUGAGCACACUGAGGAUUAAUGACGAUGAUCUAACGAUGGAGAGCUGUUCAGCUUUAUCUGAAGUUCUGAGAUCAGGAUCCUCCAGUCUGAGAGAGCUGGACCUGAGCAACAACAACCUACAGAACUCUGGAGUACAGAAGCUCUGUGAAGGACUGAAGAAGAAAGAGUGUAAACUGGAGGUUCUGAGAUUAUCAGAUUGUGGUGUAGGAGAGGAAGGUUAUGCUGCUCUGGCUGAAGCUCUGAAAUUAAACCGUUCAUACAUGAAGGAGCUGGAUCUCAGAGGGAACCAUCCUGGAGAAUCAGGAGUGCAGAAGAUCUGUAGUGUAUGUAAGGCUGUAUGGUUCAACAGGAGUGAAAUUAAACUGAGAAUAUGAUAAACCAGGAGGAUCUACACAUCCUGGACAAGGCCAAAAAAAUUCUGAUGACCAGCAGACUCCUGAACCCGACAGCUUCUCCUCAUCACAAAAACCAGCAAAAUAUAAAGAACACUCAAAACACAGAUGAGGAGGAAGGUUCCUCACCCACUUCAGACAGUAAAUACAAUGAAUAUUUUUGGUGUAACCCACACAGUGUAGUCAGUAAUUCAGGAAUGGUGGAGACCCCCAGGACAGCAGUGGGACAGUAACUCAAAACCAUCGACUCCAGGCAGCUGGAGGCUAGAAAACGUCGUACCACCAUUAAUCCACAGAGGCAAACAUACAAACCAAUUCCAACAAAUGUACAGUACACAGAAUGUUUUACUUUAUCAGCUUUAUUAAUGUUUAUUAAUGUUUUUAAAUAUACAUAAUGUACAGUACACAGAAUACUUUAUCAGCUUUACUGACUUUAUAUAUAAAUAUAUACUAGUGUGA
Trichomycterus rosablanca is the source of this 6102-nucleotide messenger RNA. Its product is annotated as NLR family CARD domain-containing protein 3-like. NCBI's taxonomy places the organism in Eukaryota, Metazoa, Chordata, Actinopteri, Siluriformes, Trichomycteridae. The transcript has 26 exons. The record is from RefSeq and is a predicted model, not a curated record. Gene Ontology annotation, molecular function: protein binding. Bases 16 to 5625 code for a protein of 1869 amino acids. Gene Ontology annotation, biological process: intracellular signal transduction.